Molecule: messenger RNA, 1188 nt
Organism: Engraulis encrasicolus (European anchovy)
Lineage: Eukaryota; Metazoa; Chordata; Actinopteri; Clupeiformes; Engraulidae
Exons: 2
Coding region: 110-1057 (315 amino acids)
Source: RefSeq, a predicted model, not a curated record
GUCAUCCUUGCACCUUUUUUUGUAUCGAUUUUACGUUGCUGCUCUUCCCGUGCUCUAACAAAGUUAAACAUUUUAGUCCACGGCAGUACAAUCACUUGUUUCAGAUACAAUGAGGACCAUACUUCUUUUCAACUGCUUGAGUCUACUAGCCCUCAUGAUCCUGACUUCAACUGAAGCUGAAUCCGGCAACUCCUCCCAGACACCUUCUACCAAUUCAAAAACUGUCUCCACGGCUACAUCAGCUCGUCCUACCCCCACAAACGCAAGCUUGCCAGUUGCACAAACAACAAAUGCCACAGAAGCAUCAUCCACACACUCAACAAGCACACGCGCUGUAACAACUACACAGAGCCCAGUAACCCCCACCAGCUCCCCUGCUACCUCAACUACACCUCCCAGCAAACCAGCCACAAAACACACCAGUGCUGCUCCCACGCCUUCCUCUACUGGUGAUUCACAUCCCACCUCCGGAAAUGUGAAGACCGUAGUGAUUCUGCUGGUGGUGGUAGUGGUGCUGGUUCUGGUGCUGGUACUGGGCUUCAGGUGGGCUUCUCGCCAGAGCGGCCCCGUGGGGGACAGAGCUCGCAGCUGCUCCCAGGGCCUGCAACAGCGACUCGUGCUGGUCGUCGCGGCGAUCGAAGGAUGCCUGGGCCUCAGUCUGUGCCCUCGGCAACGCGGGCAGGACGAGGAGGCUGGAGACGAACAGGAGGAGAUGACGGAGAACAAUGGAGAGGCGGGGAUGGGGUUGGGGGCAGGGUCCCGGAAGGACCAGGUGGAGAACCAGAGAGAGGAAGAGAAAGACGAGGAAGAGGAGGAAGAGAAGAAAGAAGACCAAGGGGAGGAAAGUGGGGACUCCUCUGAUGACUACUCCAGUUUGGAGGGUGUGGAUCUUAGGGAGCGCGCUAAACAGAGGGAGGAGGGGGAGGACGGGGAUAGUGAGAAUGAGGCUGAAGGGGAGGCGGGCGCAGCUGAGGGGGAGCUCAGCUUAGUCAACUUGGAGGAGACUAGUGAGGGAGCGGAGGAUAAAAUAAAGGACAAUGAUCUUACUGUGCUCUGAGGUGACUAGGAAUGACAGUUGGCGUUCUACUUUUCUUUUUACGUCUGAUAUUUUUCUUCAACAACUUGAAUUCUGCCUUUUUUUAACUGACAUGUAAUAUUAACUGUUGUCAUAACUAAUGUCGUUUUUUG